Rhopilema esculentum is the source of this 6025-nucleotide messenger RNA. RefSeq names its product activating signal cointegrator 1 complex subunit 3. Lineage: Eukaryota; Metazoa; Cnidaria; Scyphozoa; Rhizostomeae; Rhizostomatidae. Gene Ontology annotation, molecular function: ATP binding; nucleic acid binding; ATP hydrolysis activity. The record is from RefSeq and is a predicted model, not a curated record.
GGCAAUACAGUUGGAAACGAGGCAGUUAGGCCCUGUGGCUCAAAAAACUUCGAAAUUUGGAAAUUAGAACUUACCAGCAAAAAAGGUCAAUAUGUAGGGAACAAAAAUGGCCGACAAACCGCGACUGAGUAGCAGCUUGAGAGCGUUUUCAGGUGUAGGCGUGCAUUCUGGAUUCCCGACUGCAGAUGAACUGAGAGAAGAGCUUGCGAAUAAAAGGAAGAACCGAGAUGCACGAGGGUCGUUGUCCUGGAGUGACAUAAAAAGGACAGCGCAUGAACAUUGUUCUGAUAAAGAUAAAAAGCUCGCAACAUCAUUGUUCAGGGAGCUCUUGGCUGCAUCAAGCAAGUUUGUUGGUGGCACUGACAUAUCACCAGGUGCAAGUGAGAGUGCAGCUAUAUUUCUAUUUCAGCAUUUCAAAAACAGUGAUGAUGUAAGUGCUGUGGACACUAAAAUACUGAAAGAUAGGUUUGGUCCCUUUCCUGCAACUAUAGCCACACAAUGUUGUAAAACUGUUCAAAAGAUACUUAAUCUUGUCCCAGAAGAUGCUUUUGCUCUGUCUAAAAGUGAGAGCAAUAAGGAGCAGAAAAGAUAUGGGCACAGCUUUAAAUUAGAUUUCAAAUAUGAAAAUGAUACAAAUUUUGAAGACACUGAUUCCGAAGCAGAAAAUGAUGUUGCAGAUAAAUUUAUGAAUCAAUUUAUGGAACAAUUGUCAUUAGAUCAAGUAAAACCCUUCAAUGAGAAUCCUCUAGUUGGCUCAAGUUCAACUAAUACCAGUUAUGAAGAUGAAACAUCUUGGUUGUUAAAUCAGUGCCAGCGGUAUUUUCCAAGCCAUGAUUCACCAGAAAAUAUGGCUUCAGCGUUAUAUGAUGUUCUCAUAUCAGACAAAAAUGAUGCAGAAAUUCAAAAUGAACUGUUUGAACUUGUUGGCUUUGAGGCAAUUGAUCUUAUUGGGCAACUUCUUAAACGCAGAAAAGAAAUAGCAACAGGUGAAGGAAAUGUGCAUAGGCCUCGUAAUGAUCGUAAAUGGAAGAAUGAAGCAAAAAGGCCUGCGGUGGCCUCUCAGGUUACUAUUCAGUCAGAGCAAGAGAAGCAGCUUCAGAAGCUACUUAGAAAAGAGGAGAAAAAGCAAAUGAAACUUGGGUUGGGACAGCAGUCAGAUCAGAGCCUGGCUGAAGAUAUUUCAACGACACCCCUGUUUUCAACGUCCAUCAACAGAGACACUCCGAAGCAGCAUUAUCCUUUCGUGUUUGAUUCUUUGGCUGAUAGAAAGCAAUCCAGUGCUUACGUUGGCGGAUCUAAGAUCCUUUUACCAGCUGAUAUUAUCAAGCAGACAACUCCAGAGUAUGAAGAAGUGUCAAUACCACCAACUCGCUCAAAGCCUCCCAAAAACACAGAUAAUUUUGUAAAGAUUGAGCAUCUUGAUGAGAUUGGUCGUUUGAUAUUCAAAAGUUUCAAGAAGCUGAACCGAAUACAGAGCAUUGUGUUUGACAUGGCCUACAACACAAACGAAAAUCUUUUGGUAGCUGCCCCAACUGGUGCUGGAAAAACCAACAUCGCGUUGCUAACUAUAGGUCACGAAAUAAAAAAUAAUAUAAAGGAGGGUGUUUUAAAAAAAGAUGAGUUCAAGAUUGUCUAUGUUGCUCCAAUGAAAGCACUGGCUGCUGAGAUGACAGAUAAUUUCAGUAAGAGGCUUGAACCUCUUGGAAUUUCAGUCAAGGAACUGACAGGAGACAUGCAGCUGACUAAGAAUGAAAUUCUCAGAACCCAGAUGUUGGUUACUACGCCUGAGAAAUGGGAUGUUGUGACGCGAAAGAGCACAGGAGAUGUUGCAUUAUCAAACCUGGUGAAACUGUUGAUUUUCGAUGAAGUCCAUUUGCUACACGACGAUCGAGGAUCUGUUAUAGAAACACUGGUGGCCAGGACUCUUAGACAGGUGGAGGCAACGCAAAGCAUGAUUCGAAUCAUUGGACUCUCAGCUACGCUGCCAAAUUACUUAGACGUGGCUAGGUUUCUUCAUGUCAAUCCACUCAAAGGAUUGUUUUUCUUCGAUGAGCGUUUCCGACCAGUUCCUUUAGGCCAGACAUUUGUUGGAAUCAAGGGCUCAAACUACAUGCAAACAAUGCAAAGGAUGGAUGAAGUAUGUUACGACAAAGUUCUAGAUAAUGUUGAGCAGGGACAUCAGGUUAUGGUGUUUGUCCAUGCAAGAAAUGCGACAGUAAAAACUGCACUUCAGUUCCGGGAAAUUGCAAGGAAUAGAGGAGAUAUAAGUGUGUUUCUUCCGGAGCAAAACGCUUCUUAUGGUGGCUACGAGAAGCAAGUGAUGGCAUCACGUAACAAGCAGCUUCGAGAGCUAUUUCCUGAUGGGUUUAGCAUCCAUCAUGCUGGAAUGCUCCGGCGGGAUCGAAAUCUGGUCCAAAAUUUGUUCUCUAAAGGUGUCAUCAAAGUGCUGGUGUGUACUGCAACUCUUGCUUGGGGUGUCAAUCUACCCGCCCAUGCCGUCAUCAUCAAGGGUACAGAGAUCUAUGAUGCCAAAAAAGGUUCGUUUGUUGAUGUUGGUAUACUCGAUGUAAUGCAGAUAUUUGGUCGUGCAGGGCGACCUCAGUUUGAUACCGAGGGUCAAGGAUACAUCAUUACAAAACACGAGAAACUUUCACAUUACCUCACGCUGCUAACGAGGCAAACGCCAAUCGAAAGCCAGUUUGUUCAGAGCUUAACUGACAAUCUUAAUGCUGAGAUAUCCCUUGGAACUGUGACAAACGUAGAUGAGGCUGUGCAGUGGCUUAGUUAUACUUAUCUUUACGUCCGCAUGCACCUCAAUUCAUUGGCCUAUGGAAUAACGUACAAAGACAAGCAGGAAGAUCCGUUGCUACAUCAACAUCGUACAGAAUUGAUAAAAGCAAAAGCAAAAUUGCUUGAUAAAGCCAAAAUGAUAAGAUACGAGGAACACACUGGCUACUUGUACCCGACAGAUCUUGGCAGAGUCGCGAGUAAUUAUUACAUUAAAUAUGACACAGUUGAAGUUAUCAAUGAAUUGUUUAAGGCUUACAUCACGGAAGCUGAUAUUUUCGCUAUGGUUUCCCAUUCACAAGAGUUCCAACAAGUAAAGGUUCGCGAGGAAGAAAUCCCAGAGCUGGAAAGGCUGCUGUCGGAAUGCUGGUUAGGCCCUGUCAAAGGUGGAAUUGAAAACGAGUAUGGCAAAGUUAACGUGCUCCUCCAGUCUUACAUUUCAAAGUCAUCCGUUGAGAGUUUUUCUCUUGUCUCGGAUAUGUCAUACAUUGCACAGAACUGUACCCGAAUCUGCAGAGCUUUGUUCGAGAUGGCCCUUAAGAAAGGCUGGCCUGCUAUGACACACAAAUUGCUGAAGCUCAGCAAGGUGGUUGAUAAACAGAUUUGGGACUUUGAGCAUCCGCUUCGUCAAUUCGAGGGAAUGACGUUUGAGAUUUUGCAGAAACUUGAAGCGAAGAAAUUAACAAUUGAUCGAAUGAGGGACAUGGACGCAAAAGAAAUCGGACUUCUUGUUCAUCAUGUUAAAAUGGGUGGAAAGAUCAAGGCAAUGGUGAACCAGUUCCCUACGGUAUCAAUUGGCUCUAAUAUUCAACCUAUAACUAGGACAGUACUCCGUGUAAGGCUCAUGAUUGUAGCGGAUUUCGUAUGGAACGACAAGGUACACGGAACAGUGCACGAACCAUGGUGGAUUUGGGUGGAGGAUCCUGAUAAUGAUCAUAUUUAUCAUUCAGAGUAUUUCAUGCUAAUGAGAGAUCAAGUGAAGUCAAAAGAGCCCCAAUACUUAGUAUUCACAAUUCCGAUAUUUGAGCCGCUGCCAACCCAGUACUUCAUACGAAUGGUUUCUGAUAGAUGGCUAGGCGCUGAGGCUGUUUGCGCUGUGAGUUUUAAGCACCUGAUUCUUCCGGAAAAGCAUCCACCCCACACAGAAUUGCUGCCUCUUCAUCCAUUGCCAGUUACUGUGCUUAAGGAUCCCCAGCUAGAAAUGCUAUAUAAAUUCAGUCACUUCAAUCCAGUGCAGACGCAGAUAUUCCAUACGAUGUAUUACACAGAUCACAAUGUCCUUCUUGGUGCUCCUACGGGUAGUGGCAAAACUGUAGCUGCAGAGCUAGCCAUGUUCAGGACUUUUAGAGAAUACCCUGGUACAAAGGCAGUAUAUAUUGCUCCAUUAAAAGCUCUUGUAAAGGAAAGAAUAGAUGACUGGAAAAAGCGGCUAGAAAAAAAGCUUGGGAAAAAGGUUGUAGAACUCACGGGUGACGUCACACCAGACACAAGAGCUAUUGCUAAUGCCGAUGUAAUCGUCACAACCCCAGAGAAGUGGGACGGAGUGAGUCGUAGCUGGCAGACUCGUAGCUAUGUCAAAGGCGUCUCACUACUUGUCAUUGAUGAAAUCCACUUGCUGGGCGAUGAGCGUGGUCCUGUCUUGGAAGUCAUUGUUUCCAGAACCAACUUCAUUGCAUCGCAUACGUCUAAAAAAAUGCGUAUAGUGGGUUUGUCAACAGCACUUGCAAACGCCAGAGAUCUAGCAGAUUGGCUUGGUAUUGAAAAUGUUGGUCUUUUCAAUUUCCGUCCAUCGGUACGGCCUGUGCCCCUUCAAGUGCACAUCGCUGGGUUUCCUGGCAAGCACUACUGCCCUCGUAUGGCAACAAUGAACAAACCGGCCUUCAAAGCGAUCAAGACACAUUCUCCCGAUAAACCAGUUUUGAUUUUUGUGUCCUCAAGAAGACAGACGAGGCUGACUGCAUUGGACCUGAUUGCCUAUCUAGCUGGCGAUGACAAUCCAAAACAGUGGCUUCACAUGGCAGAGGAAGAGAUGAUGAACUUAGUAAGCUGUGUUCGUGAUCAGAACCUCAAGCUAACAUUGUCAUUUGGAAUUGGGUUACAUCAUGCUGGUCUCCAUGAAAAGGACAGGGCAAUUUCCGAAGAGCUGUUUGAAAACCAAAAAAUCCAGGUUCUUGUUGCAACAAGUACCUUGGCAUGGGGUGUCAAUUUUCCUGCACAUCUUGUGAUAGUAAAAGGCACCGAAUUCUUCGAUGGCAAAACGCACCGCUAUGUUGAUUUCCCAAUUACAGAUGUUCUUCAAAUGAUUGGAAGAGCAGGAAGACCCCAGUUUGAUGAUCAGGGAAUCGCUUCCAUUUUUGUCCAAGAAGAGAAAAAGCAUUUUUACAAAAAGUUUUUGUAUGAGCCGUUUCCUGUUGAGUCGAGUUUGGUAGAUGUCCUUGCUGACCACUUGAACGCCGAGGUCGUUGCUGGGACAAUAACAUCAAAGCAAGAUGCAAUGGACUAUCUCACGUGGACCUACUUCUUCAGACGGCUUAUGAUGAAUCCCACGUACUACACCCUGGUUGAUACGUCACAAGGCGCCAUCAACGAAUAUCUGUCCAAUUUAGUGCAAACAUCUACCUGCGAAUUAGCGAGGUCUUUCUGCAUUGAAGUCGCAGAGGAUGAAAGAACCAUUGAAACAACAACACUUGGAAGAAUUUCCUCUUACUAUUAUUUGUCACAUGAAACGUUGCGGCUGUUCAGGUCAAGACUUGCACCUUCAAAUACUGUCGAAGAAUUACUGAAAGUAUUGUCCGAUGCUUUAGAAUAUACGAAUUUACCUGUGAGACACAAUGAAGAUCAAUUGAAUCGUGAUCUUGCAGCCAAAGUACCAUUGCCUGUGGACGAAUAUUCAUUGGAUAGCCCUCACACGAAAACCCAUUUACUGUUUCAAGCUCAUUUCUCGCGAAUACCGCUCCCAAUCGCUGAUUACCUUACCGACACGAAAUCUGUGCUUGAUCAAGCCAUUCGAAUCUUACAGGCAAUGAUCGAUGUUUCUGCUGACCAAGGCUGGCUUGCCAAUGUGUUGCAUAUAAUAACAAUCAUUCAAAUGGUGAACCAAGGCAGAUGGCACACCGAUUGCCCGCUCUUGCAGUUACCCGCCAUUGACCAGGACCUGUUGGAUCGAUUCAAAAUCAGAACCAAAAAUGGAGGACCGCCAGUGCUAAUCGAUGGAAUACCUGAACUAUGGAUCGUGUGA